AUGCUUAAGUUUAAUGCUGAUGGUUCUUUUGUGCACUGGGAGUACUCUCCUUCUGUUGCUAGAACAGAGCUUUGCCGUUUGAUUGCUAGGCUGGACCUGCCUCUUUGCUUUGGUCAAUCUGAUGCUUUUCAGGACUACAUUACCAAUGCUCAUAACCCUAGGUUUGUGAAGUCCUCUAGGCAAACUACUGCUAGAGACUUGAUUGGCCUUUAUAAUAACCGUGUUGAACAGCUUACUGAUGUCCUGAAAAACUCUGUUUCAUCUGUUGCUCUUACAUCUGACAUUUGGUCUGGUAAAGCUAAAGAGGACUACAUCUCUGUUGUUGCUCACUUUCUUAACCCUGAUUGGUGUUUAAAAAAGAGGUUACUUGGUCUAAAACCUAUAGAAGUGGCUCAUACAGGUGUUAACAUUGCUGAGCGUGUUGAAAUGGUUGCAAGUGACUAUGGUAUUACUGAUAAAAUCUUUGCUAUUGUGCUUGACAAUGCUUCAUCUAACAAAAUUGCUAUAGAUGUUCUAAAACCUGUAUUCUCUGGUUACAUUGGUAGUUUGAUGCCUAAACCUGCUAGGAUUGAUGAUGAUCUAGCUGCUGUAUUCUUGCAUCAGCGAUGUGCUUGCCAUAUCAUCAAUUUGAUUGUUAAGAGUUGCCUGAAACGUUUGAAACCAUAUCUUGAAGAUUUUAGGACUGCUAUUACAUUCUUGAAUUCUUCCAAUCAACGUAUUGCUUCUUAUAAACAGUAUUGCUUGAGUGUUGGUGUCCGCCCUCAGAAGUUAUUGUCUUUUCUUCAAUUAUUCUAUGACUCAACUGUUGCACUAUCUGGUGUUUAUUACCCUACAUUACCCUUAAUGCUGCAUCAUAUUUUGAAAAUUGCUAGGCAUCUAAAUGCAUAUGAGAACCAUGAACUGCUAAGAACUGCUGUUGUUCCUAUGAAAACUAAGUUCCUCAAAUACUGGAGGGAGAUACCCCUCCUGUAUUCAUUUGCUUUCAUUAUUGAUCCUAGAGCUAAGAUGAGGGGGUUUCAUAAAGUAUUGCAGAAGUUAAGUGUUCUUAAUGGUCAAGAUUAUGCUAGAUACCCAUCAUCUAUUCGUUGCAAGUUAACUAAGAUGUUUCCAGUUUAUGAGUCCAAGUUUGGUGAUGCUUGCUUGAGGACUUCAACACUGCCAGCUGUUUCUGGUAUGGGAACUGAGGCCUGGGAUGAUAUAUAUGGUGAUGAGGAAGCUUUUGCAGAAUCCACUUUCAGCUUAGCUAGCAGGGUCCUCGAGGAGCGGCGGCGGCGGCUAACACCAGACUUGGUGGAGGUCCUCUCAUGCAUCAAGGACUGGGAGUUGGCGGACUUGCACAAGCAGCACACUGUAGAGAAGGAAACAAAGGACCUUGAAGCAGCCUUUGAAGCUAUGUACCUGGACAAUGAGGAAGAAACAUCACCUGGUACCAAGCGAAAGGAGCAAGAAGGAGGCAGUGGACCUGAUGCUGCUGCUAGGAAGAAAGACAAGGGCCCAGCAACUGAACCAUCCAGUUCAAGAGGCAAAAGAGCUUGA
Panicum virgatum (switchgrass) is the source of this 1536-nucleotide messenger RNA. Its product is annotated as zinc finger BED domain-containing protein RICESLEEPER 2-like. Gene Ontology annotation, cellular component: nucleus. The transcript is spliced from 3 exons. The record is from RefSeq and is a predicted model, not a curated record. Gene Ontology annotation, biological process: regulation of transcription by RNA polymerase II. Gene Ontology annotation, molecular function: protein dimerization activity; DNA binding. NCBI's taxonomy places the organism in Eukaryota, Viridiplantae, Streptophyta, Magnoliopsida, Poales, Poaceae. Bases 1 to 1536 code for a protein of 511 amino acids.